AUGGUAAAUCAACACAAUAAGCAUCCCUGGAUCACCUAUUGGCUCGUCAUUGCCACCGUGCUCGUCCUCUGGGACGCUGGCUUUUGUUUCAUGAGACCACAUUCAUUCCAAGGCGGCAAGUACCAUUGGAUCUGGAAGCCAUAUGCGCUCUAUCAGAACAUUGACCUAGUCUACGGCGUCGAGGCACACCGCAGAGGCGACGGGUUUACAAAUGCCCAAUCAUUCCUCAACGUAGUCGAGACCAUAGGGAAUCUUCUCUACCUCUACAAAGCCCAAGGCUCGGACCCUAUCACACCCUUGAUCGGCUUCACCGUCGCCACCAUGUCCUUUUCAAAGACCGUCCUCUACUGGGCCCAAGAGUACUUUUGCAACUAUUGCGCUGUGGGACACAAUGAUCCUUGGACCCUCUUCUUCCUUUGGAUCAUCCCCAAUGGCACUUGGCUCAUCUUCCCCUUGAUGGUCAUGGUCACCCUCGGCAAGGACAUUCUCAACUCUCUCCGAGUGACAAACUCGCCACGAAGAACCGCCUAUGCUAACGGAAAGCACGACUGA
Molecule: messenger RNA, 552 nt
Organism: Serendipita indica DSM 11827
Lineage: Eukaryota; Fungi; Basidiomycota; Agaricomycetes; Sebacinales; Serendipitaceae
Source: the annotation of a GenBank genome assembly